Cercopithifilaria johnstoni is the source of this 711-nucleotide messenger RNA. NCBI's taxonomy places the organism in Eukaryota, Metazoa, Nematoda, Chromadorea, Rhabditida, Onchocercidae. The record is from the annotation of a GenBank genome assembly.
AUGUCAGUUUUUGCGGAACUAAAAGGUAAAUUAGAUCAAGCGAUAACUGGAGUGAAUCGAUAUAAUCCAAAUAAUGUUGACACACUUGAGAGUUGCAUCGAAGCAAUGGUGCAAGAAAAUCAGUACGACAAAGAUAUAUUGGUCACCACGCUAAAGCUCUAUCAGCUUAAUCCUGACAAGUAUAAUGAAAGUGUUGUGAAGCUAAUAUUAUUGAAAACGAUGAUGAUGGCUCCAAAAAGUGAUUAUGCUCUCGCAAAAUAUCUAAUUGAUUCCAGCCGAGUUGUUUCACCGGAGCUUAAAAGAGUAUUUGACAUUGGAGCUUUGUUGGAAUCUUGCAAUUUCGCUGUAUUUUGGCGUUUAAUGCGAGGGGAUUAUCGGCCACUAGAUGACGUCAAUGAGCCAUUUAGACAGCCUGGGGAAAUUCCAAAAAUCAUUAGAACAGUACCAGGAUUUGAAGAAAGUGUGAGAAAUUAUGCAUGCCAAGUAAUCAAUGUUACUUUCCAGAACAUUGAAAAAUCUCUCCUCAUUCGCUUAUUAGGUGGUGUUUCCGAUAAGCAAGUAAACGAAUAUGCCCGAUUUUAUGGAUGGAUACCGAAGGAGAAUGGUGAAGUAUACUUCGUACAGAAUCAUGAAGCAACAAUCAAAAGUAGAAACAUUGAAGAGAAACUUCAAUUUGAUACCUGUAAGGACUUGCUGCGAAUGUGUUCCUGA